GGCAGCACCAUGAAGUCGGGCGGCCUCCUCCUGCUGGCAGGGCUCCUGGUCCCCUGUGCCCAGCUCCAGCCUGUGUCUGUACCAGGUACAUUUACCACUCCUCCUACCACUCCCCCCACCACUCCUCCAGAAAAGCCUGGAACCUGCCCCGUGAUACUCCCGGGCCUCCAGUGGCCCUGCCUUCUGACGUGCAGCAGUGACUCCACGUGCUUCGGAGUGAAGAAGUGCUGCAACCUGGGCUGCAACAAGAUCUGCUUGAUUCCCAACGACAAGCCCGGAUACUGCCCCGUUGGAUUGGGCCAGAUCCCUGGGCCCUGCUUUAACUUCUGUGUUGGCGACUAUCAAUGCUAUGGACCAGCGAAAUGCUGUUCUGUCGGCUGCAGCAAGAUCUGCCUGCUACCCUUUACAUCACCUCGGGGAAUAGCACACCCGGGCCGUGGCCCAGUGCAGAUACAUUCGGAUGAGAGCUCUGCAGACUACCCCUCACUACACGCGGCCAGCUGUGGGCCUGGGUACAACGGCCCUGGGUGCGCCAAAGAGGAGAAGUGAUGCGGCCAAGGCUGCGGUGAAGUCUGCAUGGACCUCGUUCAGGGACUAGCCCAUCGCCUGGGAGCCCGUGCGUGACAGACGGCACUGCGACCUUGUGCCCAAUGUGAUGACGACCCUGAGGCCCCAAGUACCCAGACUCUGCUACAGGACGAGACCUUCCACUGUCGCCUUUGCCGUCCCCAUUCCUGCUGCAGCCCAGCUCUCGCAGCCCCAGCUCUGCCCAGGCCGGGCUCAGGCUCUGCGCUUUGCUCCCUCCCCUCUGAAUAAACGAGUCCUGCAGGAACCUG
Messenger RNA from Alligator mississippiensis (American alligator), 836 nucleotides. Its product is annotated as WAP four-disulfide core domain protein 2-like. NCBI's taxonomy places the organism in Eukaryota, Metazoa, Chordata, Crocodylia, Alligatoridae. Gene Ontology annotation, cellular component: extracellular region. The coding region runs from base 10 to 549 and encodes 179 amino acids. The transcript has 5 exons. Gene Ontology annotation, molecular function: peptidase inhibitor activity. The record is from RefSeq and is a predicted model, not a curated record.